This is a messenger RNA of Podarcis muralis (Common wall lizard), 2797 nucleotides long. It is a transcript of the gene SCYL3, whose product is annotated as SCY1 like pseudokinase 3. Gene Ontology annotation, biological process: protein phosphorylation. Gene Ontology annotation, molecular function: protein kinase activity; ATP binding. NCBI's taxonomy places the organism in Eukaryota, Metazoa, Chordata, Lepidosauria, Squamata, Lacertidae. The record is from RefSeq and is a predicted model, not a curated record.
CGCGGCUGCUGCUGUGGUGUAGACUCUAUGGUGGUCCUCGGGCCGGAAGUCCGCCUCCGAACUCGCCUUGACGGGAGAAGCGGCGGUGCGGGAGCGGAGAAGGGAAGGGCGGCGAAGGGAAGGGCGGCACGGGGGGCGCCCCCCGCCCUCGGGGCAGCAGAGAAUGCUAUGAGGAAUUUACAGUAACAUCUCUUGGGACUAAUUUGUCUGGAAUCGCUGCUCUUUAAAGUUGCUUUGACACUAGAAAAAACCCCGCUGCAAAACGGCUUGAGUUUACAAGGUAAUGGGCUCAGAGAACAGCGCUUUAAAGCGUGAUGCGUUGCAAGAGCCUCCAUUUACUUUACCCUCUGGAGUCAAUAUUUACCCAGCAGUACUGCAGCGUGGCAAACUUGCUUCUGUCUUUGUAUACAAGAGAGAAAAUGAAGACAAUGUUAACAAAGCUGCCAAGCACCUGAAAACUUUACGCCACCCAUGCCUCCUGCGCUUCCUUUCUUGUACUGUGGAAACAGAUGGAAUCCACCUGGUUACAGAGCGUGUUCAGCCACUGGAGAAAGUACUGGAGACCCUCUCCUCUCCAGAGAUAUGCGCUGGUAUCUAUGAUGUUUUGCAGGCUCUUGUCUUCCUCCAUGAUAGGGGACACCUGACACACAACAAUGUUUGCUUAUCUUCUGUAUUUGUGAGUGAAGAUGGGCACUGGAAGCUAGGAGGCAUGGAAACUGUCUGCAACCAGAAUGAAGCAACAGCAGAGUUCCUGAAUAGUAUCAAGUCAAUACGGGAGAAGACUGGCAUUCCACCUGAAGAACUGUCUGACGACUUCCAACUUCUUCCUGACGGCCAAGGGCAUUCCCGUGAUGUCUACUCAUUUGGUGUAAUGGUUGAAAACCUGCUGACUUAUUUAAAUGAAGAGGUUUCAGAGGACGUUAUAUCCAGCUUUCACCACACCUUACGGUCUACUUUGCUAAACCCAGAUUUUAUGGGCCGCUCUCGACUGUCCAGUUUAUUGCAGCACGAAUUCUUCAGAAAUGAUUUUCUGGAAGUUGUGAGCUUUCUGAACAGUCUAACACUGAAAACGGAAGAGGAGAAAACUGAAUUUUUCAAAUUCCUGCUGGACAGAGUGGCUGGCUUGUCAGAAAAGUUGAUCGCUUUGCGGUUGGUACCUCUGUUGCUCAAUCAGCUGGUGUUUGCUGAGCCAGUAGCUGUCAAGAGUUUCCUUCCCCAUCUCCUUGGUCCAAGAAAAGAUAAAGUGGGCGAGAGCCAAAUCAAUGGCCUGCUGUCUCCGGCCGUGUUCCAGGCGCACGUCAGCCCCGUGCUGCUGAAACUGUUUGAGGUGCAUGAAGAGCACGUUCGGAUGGUAUUGCUGUCUCACCUAGAUGCCUACGCAGAGCUGUUCACUCAGAAAGAGCUGAAAAAUGUAAUAUUGCCACAGGUUUUACUGGGGCUGCGAGAUACCAGCGACUCUCUGGUGGCUGCAACGCUGCAAAGCUUAGGGGUGCUGGUUUCACUGCUCGGACCAGAAGUUGUUGUGGGAGGCGACAGGACAAAGAUCUUCAAAAGCUCAGCUCCAAGCUUCACGAAAACCACAGACCUUUCCCCAGAAGACUCUCCUAAUCAUGUAGUAAGUUGCGAGAGAAGGCUGAUUUAUCAGCCCCUGCAGAAGAAUAACUCCAUGUUUCUCAAGUACCCCAGCUCUGGGAAUCUUCCCUUCAGCAGCAGGAACCAUGUGCCAAGGCAAGAGUCCAAUGUCGCCUUAAGGGAAGGAGAACAAGACUCUCUGCACUUAAGCAGUGUUCCCGGUGGACUAAAUAUAUUGAGGAAUGGUGGAAAUUAUCAGCAUGCAGUUGAGAAGAUAGGAGAGGAAUGGCCAGACUGGAGCGAGGGUGAAAAGCCAGAGGCUGACAAAAGUGUAGAGAGCCAAAGGAAAGAGUUUUGUGUGAACAGCAGUCCCUGUCUUGCUGGUCACGAUGUAGACGACAAAUCUUGGGACGGUGCAGCUGACAGCCGUAACUUUAAACUCUCCUCAGGAAACAGCCUCACUGCUGUAGGGUUAAAUGACGUCGCAAAGCUGCAGCUGCCUCCAACGAUGUUUGAGCUCAGAAAAGAAUUCAGAACUCUCAAAUGUAAUCCAUCUCCGGGACCCAGCAUCAAUAGUGGCAGCUACGGCCACAGGGACCACCAGCAAGACGAAAUCGGUUUGCCCAAAGCGGCGCUUUUAGAGAAGCCUCCCAAGUUGGAAUGUGGUUUAGGGGAGGAGUAUAUGAUCCAGGUGAAGAGGAAAGAGUUGCAUGACACAGAGCUGGACUGGUUUGCUGACAUGGUCCCGGACAUCAAACCUCCGUCAGCACUACUGAUUCUGCCAGAGCUGGGGCCCCAUCCUGUCAUUCAGAACAACUUGAACACAGUCUCCGGCAGCGAAUGCGAUGCACAGUUCUCUUCUAAGUUUGCAGCAGCUGAAAUUACAGAGGUGGAUGUUGGCUGGGAACAAGAUGAGCUGAACUGGGAAGAUGAUGCCAACUGGUGACAGAUAAAAGACCUUGAGCUAUGUUUUGAGUUAGAUAGCUGCUUCUGCAAUGCCCUGGACAAGUCUUGCCCCUCCACAGGCACCAAGGCCUCAAAGGUAUCUUCAGAGUCCGUUCAGGUGCUUGCCUUUUUCACCUGCAGCAUUUAGGCCACAUGACAACUCAUGCAUGCAGCCCUGUGCGCUUGGAAAGAGGGAUGGGCUGUGUGGUCUGAUUUUUUUCCACCAACAGUUACCGUUAUGGAAAACUAGGAAAAAUAAAUGGACAAUUCACUGGUUAAA